UUAUUACUGUACGACUCACUACUGUUGCUGCGACAAAUUUCAACUCGUUCCUCACUCCCGUCUGGGUGGCAGUGAAGAUUUUUGCGGUUAUUCCCUUCUAUCCCAUCUCCCACCGUCGCAGAAGAGUCGACAGCCAAACGAGAUCUGUUAUAAGAACAUGGCCGAUCAGUUUUCCGAAGAGCUAAUCUCCAAGUUCGAGGAAGCCUUCUCUACCUCCGAUCAAGACGGCGAUGGGAAGAUUACUGCGAAAAAGCUUGGAACUGUCAUGCGCUUGUUAGCACGGAGUCUUACCGAUGCUGAACUUGAGGACAUGGUCAAUGAAGCUAAUGAAGACGACGAGGCGGUGGCUGAUUUCCCAGAAUUCGACGCCUGGAUGACGCGGAAGGUGCAUUGUACGGAUAGCCAAGAAAAGAGCAGAAAUGCAUUCAAGGGCUUGGAUAAGGACGAGAACGGUCUUAUCAGCAUGGCUGAGUUGCGGCGCAUCAUGACAUACCUCGGCGAGGAGUUGACCGAUGGAGAGGCCACUGAGAUGGUCCGUGAAACCGACGUUGCUGGAGAGGCUCAGAUCAGUUACGACGAGUUCGUCAAGACGAUGUCUUCGAAGUAAUCAACCUUCUUAUACCCUUCACCAGCAAGAAUGUCUUCUUUUCGCAGUAUGUUUUUCUCUACGCUUUAGAAAGUAUGUCCUAGGAAGAGACCCAUAUAAGCCGCAAUGACUACAUCCCAGGCUGUCCUUGUAAUCGUUUUCGUUGACUCGAUCUUGGAAACCACUGGCCUGAAAUAUGCAGUAUUCGUAGUGCUAGGUGCUCUGAGCCAUCGUGCAUCAACUGUGAUCACCACUAAAUUUUGCACCUUGUGCUUCCCAGUAUGUAGGUUACAUACCUCGCAAGGUCCC
Pisolithus orientalis is the source of this 895-nucleotide messenger RNA. RefSeq lists its product as uncharacterized. The transcript has 9 exons. NCBI's taxonomy places the organism in Eukaryota, Fungi, Basidiomycota, Agaricomycetes, Boletales, Pisolithaceae. Gene Ontology annotation, molecular function: enzyme regulator activity; calcium ion binding. Bases 158 to 607 code for a protein of 149 amino acids. The record is from RefSeq and is a predicted model, not a curated record.